This is a messenger RNA of Darwinula stevensoni, 971 nucleotides long. The record is from the annotation of a GenBank genome assembly. Lineage: Eukaryota; Metazoa; Arthropoda; Ostracoda; Podocopida; Darwinulidae.
AUGAAGACCGUGACGGAGCCUAAUUACAAUAAUUCCUCAUUAACCCCUCGAGAAGGAACCGAGAAUGAAACCUCACGCACGCUCACACCCCUUCCCCCACCCCCACAGAAAAGCAGAAUGCCUGGAACCGAACUGCAAGACCGCGUCAACCUCCUCUCCGAGAUCAUGCUCGCCUACGCCGGGGUCAUGUUCCUCUCCUCCCUCUUCAUGAGAGCCCCCUACGGCCGGUACACUUCCACCCGUUACGGGAAACUCACCAUCCCCUCCAACCUGGCCUGGUUCAUCCAGGAAUCAUCUUGCUUCUUCACUGCCCUCUACGUGCUACUCACCACCCUUAGGAGAAGCAUCCCUUCCGUCAACAAAGUGCUGCUCUUCAUGUUCUUUGCUCAUUACUUUCAACGGGGAUUCGUGUACCCGUACUUGAUGAAGAAGAGCCAAGAACACCCAUUAUUCAUCACGUUGAACGCUGUCCUGUUUUGCGUCUAUCACGGCUACCUACAGGCCUUCUAUCUGGUCGAAGCCGCGACCUAUCCGGCUCAUCACUUCUACACCCCUCAAUUUCUUCUCGGUUCCGCGCUGUUCCUGAUCGGGAUGGGAACGAACAUGCACUCGGACCACCUCCUGAGGAGCCUGCGCGGGUCGGGUGAAUCCGGCUACAAGAUCCCCAGGGGCGGGAUCUUCGAGUACGUCUCCGCCGGGAAUUACUUCGGGGAGCUCCUGGAAUGGUGGGGAUUCGCGCUGGCUUCGUGGUUCAGCCUCCCGGCCCUCUCCUUCGCCGUCUUCGUCGCUCUCUUUCUCAUCCCGAGGGGGAUGCACCAUCACAAAUUCUACCAGGAAAAGUUCGAAGACUACCCCAAAAACAGAAAGGCCAUCAUUCCAUUCAUUUUAUGAAUCACUGAAGGCAGAGACUUAAUUUUCGAUCCCCUGAUAAUUUUUCUCCCUUGAAAUUGAGCGAAAUAAAAAUCGCUUCC